GGCAAAAAUAAAAGAAAAGCAUAUGAAACGAGGGAGCAUAGGGAGUGAGUGUUACUUUGCAAAAAAAAAAAAAAAAAAAAAACGAAAACGAAAAAGAAAAGAGAAAAGCAGAACAAAAAAGCCACACAAAUAAAGAAAAGAGUUUGCAGUUAAACUAUUAGCUAGAUAGCAAGCGAAUGCACAAAAUGUUCUUGUUUUAGUGUUGAUAACAAACAACAAUGACAACAGCAACAGCAGCAGCAACAACAACAACAAAAACAACAACAAAAGCAGCAGCAACCAACAAAAAAAAAAUCAACACGUUCCAACUGCAACCACGAAGACAGCAAGAGCAACAGCAGCAACAACAAUCAAAUCGAUGUGAAAUCAAAUCGUAUUGCAGCGCAAGUGCAACAAAUUGUCAAUAGUUUUCGAUUUGCAAGUGGCUGCAUUAUUUUUCCAUUUUUUUUUGCCCGAAUUCCAGCCUCCCGUUUGUGCCAAUUCACACACACGCAUACGCACAUUUACACAAGCACGCCUACACUUGUGCGCGCUCCUCUUCCUUCUCCUCUUCCUACCUUCCAACACUUCCCUUUCAUUGCCUCUUCCCACCGCCCUUCCUUCCUUCCUCAUCCUCUGUCUUUCUUAUUGUAAGCAAGCAUUCCCACUCAAAUUUCAACUCCGCUUUUGAGCUUUAAGCUCCUCCGCAAACACCCCACCCCAAACCUGCAAAUUAAGCGAUAACAAAUUGAUAAUUGAGUGACAAAAAAUAAGAAGAAUAUUAAGUUGAUAAAGCAACAGAGCCCAGGCGAGAAUCCUUUCAGUGCAUUUAAGAGCGAUGCAGUAUAGGCCACCAUGGGUUCACAAACCUUGGAGAUACUGCGCCAAGGCGUGUGGGCCUCGCUGACCGGCGGCUAUUUCUAUGAUCCGCAUCAGGGCGUAUUUUGCAAUGUUGUCCAUUUAUAUUUAUGGCUCUAUCUGCUUUGUUCGCCCUUUGUUGCCUACCUGUAUUUUCCCAGCACAUGGCUAACUUGGUGUUUGUAUUGCGUGAUAACCAGCUGCACCAUAUUGCUGGUGAAGCUUGCAAAUUUGGCAUUGCAUCGCCUUUACGAUCGUGCCCAAACCAUGUCCGAGGUGAAUCUGAAGAGUCAUUUCUUCAAGGUCACCAAGGAGAUGGAGGCACGCGAGCCGGACGAAGAGAACGGCAUCGAAAUGAAAGUAAUGCGCGCGAUAGCAGGCGACGGAUCACAUUUAUCCAUGGAACAACCAAUCAAUGAAGCCAGCGAGGAGAAUAGCAUCAUGUCUAUAGACAAUGCCAAUAGCAUUAUAGAUCUCAAAGUUGAUGUGCAUCGCAAGAAUAGCUCCGAGUCCAUUGAGUUAAUGUUUUAUGCACCAUCUAUGCUAUCUGGUGGCAGUCAACAGGAUCAGCAGUCGCUUGCAGGCUCCACUAGCGUUACCAAAUCCAUCAGAUCAGCAGCUGCAACGAAUCCUGGCUAUGCCAGUGAUUUAUAUAGCAAAUACCUUACUGUGUAUCCCGAGCUUGUGGAGUUUGUGGUGCCUGCCAAUGCGGACGAUAACGAGGAGCCAGCUGCGGGUGGAGGAACACCUGCAACUACAGCAGCAGGUGCAACAACAUCAGCUGGAGCAACUGCGGGAACUGGGUCAGGAACAGUAGCUGUAGCUGGAGCAGGUCGCACAGGACGUCAUUUGUUUAGUCGUCGACAUCGACGUCAGCUGGAGCGACAGGCGAGCCUAGAUGCUAGCAGUGCUCUAGAUGAUAUGCUAAACACGGAGCUGAUGCGCAAUCAAUCCGAUACAAUAGCAACAACAAGAUCAGCAGCAACAUCAGCAGCAGCCGCUGCAGCUGCGGCAUCGCCAAGCUUUUUACAUACGAAAGCAAUGAGGCCUGGUCAUAAUUCUCGUCAGCUUUUCAUGGUUAGCCCAGCAGGAGGAGCUUCAGCGACAACGGCAGCGGGAAGUGGCGCCGGAACUGGAGCUGGAACUGGAGCUGCCACUAGCAAUGAUGGGUGCUCUGCAUCGUCUUCCUCAUCGGUGUUGCUUGUCCAACAGCCACAAACACGUUCCUUGCGAUUGCAGCGACAUCGCAGCUCUGAAACACACGAAGAGCGACUGAAGCAUCAAAGCCGCAUUGGAUUAUUUCAGUCGAUGCAGCAAACAUUGCUGCAACAUCAGCAGCAACAUUUCCAACAGCAACAACAGAAGCAACUGCUCAAGCAACAGCAGCAGCAGCAGCAGCAGCAACAGCAAUCAAAUGUCGAUGUUGAUGAUAUGGAGCUGGCAUUGGCGCUGAGUCGCAUAUCCAACAACGAUAGCAACAAUCGAACGUUGCCCAAUUGGAUAUUGGAUUCCUCUUCGGAUGUUUACUUGGAGGACGACAGCUAUACCAAAUCAGAUUUGGGCAUUGAGCAGCAAUCGUUGCACCAGGCAACAUUUCGUGCCCAGCAGCCGCAUUUGCAUCACCAUCAUCAUCAUCAUCACCACCAUCAUCAUCAGCAGCUGCACAAUCACCAUUUGGUGCGCAAGGAUCGAAAUAGCACAAUGUCGGCACUGCAGCUCUGCAAUUCGAAUCAAUUGGCGGAAACGAAUCGUUCGGCGAAUGCAAUGAAGCGGCGUAGACAUUCCAAUGCGACAAGCUAUCAAAAGCAGAGCAGCAAUCCCAACUCUAGCUCCAAGACCACAUUGUUGAAUUCCUCGUCGAACAAUCAAGGUGGCGGCGGGGGUGUGCGUCGCAUUAAGAGCGCCGCCUUGGAGGUUCUCUGUACGCAGCCAUCAGUCUCGAAUUUAAGUCCGCAUCCGAAUAGCGUGGAGGCGAUUAGCGGGCAGCAGCAGUUGCGAAAUCCGUUGCCGCCGCCCAGCAAAAGUCUUGUGCGCAAUCAACAUUUGAAUCUAAGACUAGACCAGCACUAUGCAGAGAGUGCAACUGCCGGACCUGGAGCCAUUGGCAGCUGCAGCAGCGUCAUCUUCGGCAGCUCUAGCGCCUGUGGCUCAACCACAGCCCUAAUCGAACCACCUGUUUAUCCUAUUGUCGAGCAUCUGGAUGAGAAAAUCAACGAUGAGCCAAAGCUGCAAGUGGACUACGAUGACGACGAUGUGGAAGAGGAAGUGGAUGAGGAUGACACUGAUCACCAACUGGAUGUUGAUGAUGAUGAAGUGGAUGAUGUACCCUUGAGACGUCGCACACGUGCCUUGGGCUGCAGUCAAACGCAUCGCAGUGCCGAAUCCGAUGUUGGCGGCAUUUUAGCUGACGAUGAUGAUGAUGUCUUCAAGGAUUUUGACGACAAUCUGGAGCACAUACUUAGUGAACUGCAGCAGACGCAAAGCCAGCUAGACGAUGUGCUCAAGAGCUGCGAACUGAAUGGAGGACGAGGAGCUGCAGGAGGAGGAGUAGCCGCAACAGCAGCAACAAUUAUUGGGAAUUCAUCAGCCGCAGCAGCAGCAGCAGCAGCAGCAACUGUUGCAGCUAUGCCAUCGGAUGACGAGGAGACAGACAACAAUACGGGCUCACGUUCACCUUUGCUCAGCAAUCGACAGCAACAACUCAGUGCACGGGAGCAAGCCGCCGAGCAGGCGUUACGCCAAGAACUCACCCAGCCAAAGAAGCUCCAACAACAGCAACAGCAGCCAUUGGAGAUCCGCAGUCAGCUGAUAGGCAGCGAAGCCGACUCUGGCUGUCCGUCCAGCGAUUGUGAGCAUGUAAGCGCCAGUUCCAAGGAUCAGUUGUUGCUGCAGGAACACGAACCCGACCGGCAUCAGGAUCACGAACUGGACGAGGAACAGCCCUGCACUUCACGCAUGGCUGCACGCAGUCUGGGCGCCAUACCAAAGGUGGCCAAGUACCGUGAAGUAGAUGAGCUGCGUCGCCGGAUGGCUCUAGCUGGUGGCGACUGCUCCAACAGCAGCAACGAAUUGGCCUUGGUGAAGCAGCAGCAAAAGCUGGCCAUGCUGCCAGCAUGCUCCCGCAAUUCCUCAUCCUCGAACUCGACGCACAGCAUCAGCUUGACAGAGAGCCUCACGGCCGACAUACAUAAGAUGCUGUGGCUGAUGCAUGGCGGCGCUGUGGACGAGCGUGGCCGCCCCAUAGCCGGCAUCCUGCCCGACGGCACCACAGUGCCAGCGAAUCCCACAAUUGUGCCACCAAAUAUGUCCAGUGCGCAUUUUCAGUUCUAUCAGGAUGCCAUACAGGCACUGCAGGGUAGCUAUCCCGCCUCCAUGGAUGCGAAGCUAGUCUGCGAGCAGCUAGCAGCAGCAGCCGCUGCUGCGGAGGCGCACAAUGCAGCGAACGCACAGACAGCGCCGCCAGCCUCGUUAAUUAGCUGCAGGAUGAUGAACAGCAGCGGGAGUCGAGGAAGCGGAACCACAGUAGCUGGCGGAGGCGGAGCUGUAGCUGCAGGAGGCACGGCAGCAAAUGCAACACGUCCUUCAUUUCAAGGCAUGCUCAACAUGAUGCAAGUUGCGCGCCAGGAAGCGCUGCAGCAGCAGCUCAACGAAGUUGCAGCCGCAGCUGCGAAUGCCAAUGUCAGCGACUCUGCUGUGCGCCAGCAAUCAAAUCAACAGCAGCAGCAACAGCAGCAGCAGCAACAUCAACAACAGCAGCAGCAGCAGCAACAACAGCAACAACAGCAGCAGCAACAGCAACAGCAACAGCAGCAGCAGCAGCUCAGCCAACCAAUGCUACACGUGGAUGGGCAUUUUGCGCCCUAUUGCGACUAUUGGCGUCCACCUACCUGCCUGCUCUCUGCCGAGAAGCCGCUGGCGCCCAAGAGCUUCUAUAAGUAUCGCUUCAAGUGGUGCGGGCAGGAGCAUGAGUUUAAGAUAGCCAUGGAUCGCUUGGAGCUGCUCGCGCUGUUCGAUCGCGAUCUGCAUUGGCUGCACGUGCUCCUGGCCUGCGUCCUGUGCACCUUGGUCGCCUGCCUGGGCGCUGCGAUACUUCAGCAUAAUUACUACAAGGAUCUAUGCGUCCUGCUCUUCUGUUCGGUUAUAGCCGGCGCCCAAUAUUCGCUGGUGAAGAGCGUCCAGCCGGAUGCCGCAUCGCCCGUGCAUGGCUUCAACAAAAUUGUCGCCUACUCGCGCGCCAUUUACUUCUGCUUAUGCGGCGGCCUGUUGCUGCUGCUGAAGCACUUGGAUACGGCAUAUGGCGAGAGGCCGCCGGAGGCGUUCGUCUUCUUUGGCAUACAGUACUCACCGGCGCACGUGGUUGCCAUGCUGCUGCAGUGCCUCUAUGUACUGCUCCUCUGCUUUCCCAUCAUGUUCUCGGUGGGCUUGUGUCCGCAGUUCAAUACGUUUCUCAUGUACCUGCUCGAGCAGCUCGACAUGCAUCUCUUUGGAGGCAACGCAGCGAGCAGUCUACUAGGCUCUUUCCUCUGCCUGCUGCGCUCUGUCCUGGCUGUUCUGCUGCUAUAUGGUCCGCUGUAUGCUGCCCUGGAUGAGCAUCGUGGCACUCAGUACAUCUUGUUUUCCAUAUUUUGUGCUAUGCUGAUACCUUUGGGCUACCACAUGUCCAGGUCCGCGAGCGACUUUAGCCAUUUGUGGCGCAUCAUCAAGACGUGCAUUGUGAGCAGCUAUCGCGAUGAUGAGGACGAGUGCAGGCAGCACUCGCACAGGAGUCGCAAUCAGGUGGGCCAGCUCAGCGAGCAGGAGCACAGGGAGCAGCAGCAGCAGCAGCUGAGUAAACGUCAGUCGACGGAGCCCAGCUCCACAGCGCAGCCAACGCCGCUGGCACAGCGUGCAGCUAAGCAAACGGAGCUAAAUUCCCGGUCCAAUAGCAACGAGCACAUCGAACUGAGCUCGCUGGAGAAGCACGAGCAGCAGCCAGAGCAAGAGCAGGAGACGGAGCAGGAGCAGGAACACGAGCAGGAACUGCAGUUGGAGCAGCUGCAUAGCAAAUCGAAAGCUUCCUCCCUGGGCAGCAGUCAAACGCUGGCCAAGAGCAAUAAACGCGGCCUAACAGCCUCCAGUUCCUUUGCUUCGAUAGCCGUUGGCCACGAUGCAAGUGGAGCAGGGGCAGCUGCAGCAGCUGCAAACAUAGCUGGAACUGUUGCAGCAGCUGCUGUCAAGACGGCACGCAGCGCCGAGAAUCUUUAUGCAGCAACCAUAACGGAGUCCAAGUCGCCCACUGAGGACACACAAGAUGACAAGAUCUCCAGUUCAUCGACCACAAAUCCCGGGGAUAUGUCCACUCUGACAGCCGGCGCUAAUACAGCCAAUACGGACAUAGACGCCACAGACGCGCUCGACCCAGAGCCGGGACUCGGCAAUCAGCAAGCGGCGCUCGAGCUGGACGCCAAUGAGCUGGAGAACGAGCUGCCGGAUCCAUUGCCACGCAAACUUCAGGCGACGGUCACAACUCGCUUGAAGAACGAUUUCGUUGUGAUGACCCUGUUGGCUGUCUCUGUCCUGGUGCUGCACUGCAGCACAGUGUUCACCGUGCUCCAGCCAGAUCUCAAUGUGGUGCUCUACGUCUUCAUCGGCACCCUAGGCGUGCUGCUCCACUAUGCGGUGCCGCAGAUGCGCAAGCACAUGCCCUGGCUCUGCUUCGCUCGGCCGUUGCUCCGGCAAAAGGAGUUCGGACAGUUCGAAGUGCUGAACGCCCCGCAGAUCAUGUGGUUCGAGAAGCUCUACAUCUACCUGAGUGUGCUCGAGCGCAAUGUGCUGUUCCCUCUAUUGGCCAUCUCAUCGCUGACAGCGGACGCGCAAUCGAUUACGGACAAGUUCGGCGUUCCAUGGGGCACGCUCAUCGUGGCUGUCUGUGCGCUCAAAUUUGUUCGCAAUGCCUACUCGGAUCCGACCAACCAAUAUCUGAUCAUUAUAUUCACCGUUCUGCUCUUUCGAAUUGACUUUGCGAUGGCAACGGAGAGUUUUAUCAUCGACUACUUCUUCGUAUCGCUCGCGUUUCGCAAGUGUUGCGACUUUUUGCUCAAGUUGCAGUUCAUCGUCACGUACAUCGCGCCCUGGCAGAUAACGUGGGGAUCGGCGUUCCAUGCGUUCGCUCAGCCUUUCAGUGUGCCCCAUUCGGCGAUGCUGUUUCUGCAGGCGGGCAUCUCGGCGCUGCUGUCGACGCCGCUGAAUCCUUUCCUCGGCAGCGCCAUCUUUCUGACCUCGUAUGUGCGUCCGGUGAAGUUCUGGGAGCGGGACUACAACACGCGUCGCAUCGAUCACUCCAACACCAGACUCAGUUCACAGCUGGAACGAGACUUGGGCGCCGACGACAACAACUUGAACAGCAUCUUCUACGAGCAUCUGACGCGAUCCCUGCAGCAUUCGCUCUGCGGUGACCUUCUAAUGGGUCGCUGGGGCAAUGUCAAUCAAGGCGAUUGUUUCGUUCUCGCCUCGGACGAUUUGAACUGCUUGGUGCACAUCAUUGAGCUGGGCAACGGGCUGUGCACCUUUCAGAUGCGUGGCUUGGAGUUUCGUGGCACCUAUUGCCAGCAGCGCGAAGUGGAGGCCAUCACAGAGGACGUGGAGGACAAUGAUGGCUGCUGCUGCUGCGAUCCAGGCCACUUGCCCCGUCUGCUCAGCGCGAAUGCCAUGUUCUCCACGCGUUGGCUCGCCUGGCAGGUGGUCGCCGCCCAAUAUGUCAUCGAGGGGUAUUCCAUUUCUGACAAUCUGGCCAGUGCCACCUUGCAGGUGUUCGAGUACCGCAAGGUGCUCAUCACCUACUACAUCAAGAGCAUCAUCUAUUACGUGGUGCGCAAUCCGAAGCUGGAGCAGUGGCUUGCUGCUGGGCCCAUUCAGGAUGCACUGCAGCACACGCUGAGCCGGCAAUUCGUUGAUCUCGAUCCCAUAUUCAAUUUCAAUUUGGAUGAAGACUUCGACUUUCGCGCCGUGGGCAUAACGCGCUCCAGCUUUUGUUAUGUGUAUCUGAAAUGGAUCAACUACUGCGUGGACAAGCGCAAGGAGGUGCACACUGCCAAGGAGUCGCCAGCUGCAGCUCCGACUGUAAUCGCCACUGCUCCAACAGCCACAGCUGCAGCUGCAGCUACAGCCACAGCCACAGCCACAGCCACAGCGACGGCUGCUGCUACAGCUACAGCUGCAGCAACAUCCGUUACCUCUGCCUCCGUCUCCGCCUCGGCGCCAGCCUCAGCUGCCGUCAUUGCGCCAGCAUCGACCAGCGGCUCGAGCACGACAACUGCUCCAACUGUCCCAGCUGCCGUGCCCAUUGGCCAGCUGGGCAGCAAUCAGGUUUCAGCGAACAAUACGCCCGCCCACAACGAUUCGAAGAGCACGCCGAAUCUGUCAGCGCACAACGCCUCGAGCACACCACAAUCGAAGUCUCAGUCGCAGCAGCAGCUGCGCAGCGUGCGGCCGCAGAAGAGCGCCACAAUGAGCGCUACUCCUGGCGUGGUCCAGGAGAGCCGAGAUGUGCUCGCCGGCCUAGAUCAGCUGAGCAGCUCGCACAGCUUUGCGAACAUCUCGCGGCAGACGUCGGAGAGUGCACCCGGCCUGAGUGGCUAUGUCGCCUACAUGGAUCAGAACGUCUUUGUCAAGCUGGCCAAGACCACGCCGGGCAAGAAGGACUCGCCACGGCUGCAGCAGCCGGUCGGCGCUGCCGCUGCAGCUGCUGCAGCAAUGGCCCAGCAGGAUGGCAACUUGACCACGAUAUUGCCAAGCACAGCUCCACCGAUACCGCCGCAACGACCCGCCAUCAAGCUGAAAGCGCCCAGCGUCUCAAAGGAUGCGCCGUUGGUGUCGCUUUGCCUGGCUCUGGGUCUGCUGGCGCGCCGCUCACUGGCCACGGCAUCGCAUAGUUCGCUAACGGGCGUGGAGUUCUUUCUGCACGGCUUGCACGCCCUGUUCAAGGGCGACUUUCGCAUCACCUCGCCACGGGACGAGUGGGUCUUUGCUGACAUGGAGCUGCUCCAUUCGGUGGUGGCGCCCGCUGUCAAAAUGGCCUUGAAGCUGCAACAGGAUCACAUAACGAAUCCCGAUGAAUUCCUCGAUCCGCUCGCCUUGUACGAGGCUAUCGACAGCUGCUCCAAGGAGCUGGUCAUCUCGCACGAGGCAGAUCCGCAGUGGCGCAGCGCUGUCCUACGCGGCGCACCCAAUUUGCUGGCCCUGCGCCAUGUCAUGGAGGACGGCUCCGACGAGUACCGCAUCAUAAGGCUGACGAAACGGUUUCUUAGCUUUCGUGUCAUCAAAUUGAAUAGGGAAUGCGUGCGUGGCCUCUGGGCCGGACAACAGCAGGAGCUGAUCUAUCUGAGGAAUCGCAAUCCGGAGCGAGGCAGCAUACAGAAUGCUAAACAGGCGCUGCGGAACAUCAUCAAUUCCAGCUGCGAUCAGCCCAUCGGCUAUCCGAUCUAUGUUUCCCCCUUGACCACUUCGUAUGCGGACACCAAUGCCCAGCUGUGCCAGGUGAUUGGCGGCGCCAUAACAUUGGACACGAUCCGGCAAACGGUGCUCGAUUGGUGGCAUCGCAUCAGGGAACGUUGUCGCCAGGGCUGCAGCUCGGGAUCGGCCAUGGAGGCAUCUAUGCAACAGUUGGGCAAUUGCAACUUUGGCAGCGGUGGCAGUGUCGUCGGCUCCACAGCCGGAUCGGCCAGUGCUGGAGCAGGCACAGUAGCUGGAGUGGGCGCUGGUACUGCAGCGGCAGCAGCAGUCGGUGCUGGCGCUGGAGCAGCCAUCGCUUCAGCCAGCGCACCUGGCACUGCUAGCAGCACAGGCGGUGACUCAACAGAUCUGGCCCCGGUCUUCAUCUCACCUCCAUUGUACAAUACGCUCACGGUCAAUAGCUAUUACGGCGUGCGCUCGAGCAAUGUUUCCGGCUUGGCUGGCAGCUACGUGGGCGACACUCUGGCCGUUGUGCGGGGCGGCCUGGCUGUGAUGCCUGUGAAGCCAACAUCGACCACGCUCAUCGCUGGACUGCUGAACCGUGAAAGGGAACUGGAUGGAACGGCCUCCACGUCGGCGCCGGGCUCCACGCUGCGCGCCAGCAGCAGCGCCAGUAGCGCUGCUGGCGUCAGUGGACAACGUGCCCGGAGUGGCAUCAGUCUCCAGAGCAGCGCUCGUCGCGCUACUCUGCCCAUUGCCAGCGGCGCUGCUGUGGACGUUGAGGUGCUGCCGCCAGCGCAUGCAACACAUCUGGAGCUGACCGAACAGGAAAUCAGUCCGCGCUCCAACAAGCUCUCCUCCUCCUCCACGGGCAGCUUGGGCGUUGGCAUGGGCGUCGGCAACAUCAUAACCACGCCCGGCGACUAUCCACGCAAGACCAAGGGACCCAUCUGCCUUAUGUCCAAUGAAUCCUCAACAGCCAGCACGAGUGCAGCUGCGGCCGGCUCUGGCGCUGCAGCGGGCGCAGCUGGAGCAGCUGGAGCAGCACAGCUAACGCCGCGCAAGCCGCGCAUCGAGAUCUACCGAAAGGUCAUCAUUGUGGACGAUUCGGGGAUCUAUGACUGCCUGGAUAUUAUAGACGCCGUUGUAUGGCCCACCGAUCAUAUGCGCGCGAAUGGCGGUCGUCUUAGCUGGAAGGAUUGGGAGCCGAGCACCGGCAUGGUGGGCCACGUGGUCCAUGUCUGGGUGCCCAAUCAUAAGGAGGAGCUGUUUCGCUCCCAUGUCAAUCGCUGCGUCUACCUGAUCGAGAUCGGGGAGCACUAUGUGCCAGUGGAGGAGUUGGGCUUGCGUGAAUAUAAUCAAAUCUUGGGCAGCAGCAGCGAGGAGGUGGCCACGUCCAGGCGCAGUUCCGUCCAGCUGGAUUUCAAUGAGUACUCGCGGCAGGUGAUGCUGGCCAGGCAAACGACAGCGCCAACGACGACUUCAUCAUCGUCGUCCAACAAGCUCCAACACAAGCCCCAAAUUCGAGCUGUCAGCAGCAGCAGCAGCGAGGAUGAGGAUGAGAUUAUGGUGGACAAUGGCACAACCGCUGCAGGUGGAUCGACAGCUGCAGCUGGUGGUGAUGCCUUGGCCCUCCCACCUGGCGUCAAUUUCAGUACGCUGCUCAACAUGUGGAAACUGAUUGCGGACAAGAAGAAGCAGGCGAUCAAUAUAGACACGACGGAACCAUUUGCUGCCAUCGAUUACACGGGUGAGCUGCCGCCGGAGCUGAUGCGACAGCUGGAGGAGAGUCGCAUGGCCAAGCAGCAGCUGCUCGAAGAGCAACAGGAAGAGGAACUGCGCAAGCACCUGCAAGAGCUGGAGGAUGAGGCGAAUGCCUUGGCUGCCGAACAGGCGCUGCAUCCCGUUACGAUAGAGACGCCGCCAUCUAAUGAUGAAGAGCUAUCGUUGGAGGUGAGCGGAACGCCGACGCCAAUGAGCACAGGCUCAGCAACGACGCCAACGCCGCCAGUGGAGAAAGAGCUAGAGCAGGAGCUAGAGUUGGAGCAGGCGCAGGAGCAACAGGAGGAGAGGCAGCUAGAGCAAAAGAAAGAGCAGGAGGAAGGAAAUAUAGCAGAGCAGCCAGCUACAGAUGAUCAGUCAUCGAAGCUAGAUCAAGCUGAGCCUGAGGAGCAGCCAGCCAUGGUCAGCGAGCAGCUGAAAGGAGGAGAAGGUCAUGGAGCUGCGUGCUAAAGAAGUGCAGCGCGGAAGAGCAGCAGCAGGAGAAGCAGAAGAUAGGUGAAGAGGAGAGAGGAGGAGGCAUAGAAGAAGGAGAAGGAGGAGACAAUAUCAGAGCAGAAGGAUUAGACGAAAAGGCAGAGCAACAUCAGGAACUGCACUUGGCCAGCGAGUAGUCUAAAGCGCAAACAGACAGAGACAACAACACACACAUACACUUACACAACAUAUAUAUAUGUGUGUGUGU
Messenger RNA from Drosophila hydei, 11731 nucleotides. It is a transcript of the gene pcx, whose product is annotated as protein pecanex. Lineage: Eukaryota; Metazoa; Arthropoda; Insecta; Diptera; Drosophilidae. The coding region runs from base 835 to 11499 and encodes 3554 amino acids. Gene Ontology annotation, cellular component: endoplasmic reticulum; membrane. The transcript is spliced from 11 exons. Gene Ontology annotation, biological process: endoplasmic reticulum organization. The record is from RefSeq and is a predicted model, not a curated record.